ACCGAGGGUAGUCUGCAGACUCAGACCGAAGAUGGGUGUACAUAGACUGAGAAGCCUGAUGGAGAACCAUCCGCGGAUCUACCGGGACAUCCGGUUACGGAACAGCCGCCUGGUGGUCGACGGACUGAACCUGCUCUACCACCUGUACUUCAGCUCAGGUCUGGACCAGAAUCAUGGUGGGGAUUAUGCUGCGUUUGAGAACAUGAUUGAGAGGUUCGUCUCAGCUCUCAGAGUCUGUGGAGUCUCCCCCUAUGUGGUGAUGGAUGGGGGGUCAGAUCCUUCAGACAGGAAGCUGGAAACAGUAAAUAAAAGAGUUACAAACCGGAUCCAGAGAGCACAUAGGGCUGCAGUGAGCGGUCAGCAGCUGGACAUCCUGCCACAACUGGCCAAACUGGUGUUCAAGCAGACGCUGGCCCGGCUGGAGGUCCCACUGGCCCAGUGCUACGCAGAGGCUGACCAUGAGAUAGCAGCCCUGGCCGCUGAGUGGCAGUGUCCUGUCCUGUCCAAUGACAGUGACUUCUACGUCUUCGAGCUGCAGGGGGGGUUCCUGCCCAUCUCUCUUUUCCGGUGGGAGGAGGUGAAGCAGACGGGCUCACACCAGUACAUCCCCUGUAAGAGGUACAACACCUCCAGCUUCUGCAUCUUCUUCAACAUCCAGCCCCAGCUGCUGCCCGCCUUCGCCGCUCUGGCAGGGAACGACUAUGUGGACCUGCGGAAGACAGACUCCACCAGGAAGUGGGCUCAGGUGGCCUCUGACCUGGAGGGGCUGCUCCACUGGUUAAAGGGCUUCCAACAGCCUCAGGAUGCAUUUGAGGCGGCGGUGGGGAUGAUGGGAGAUAUGAACCAGAAGAAGAAAGGAGAGCUACUGCAGGGUUUGUUUGUAGGAAUGGAGGACUACAAGAUCCAUCCCAGCUCCCUGAAGAAGUUCUUCAUCCAUGGGAUUGCACCCCCGUUCAUACCAGGCAAAGAAGAGGUGGUUCCAAUCCCGGACUGGAUCCGGCUGCCUCUGAUCCAGGCCAAGCUGAGCCCAAACAUCCUGGACGUUCUGGUUUUGGGGAGGAUGAGCCUCAGCACCACUGUGGACCACAAGGACAAGCCCAGUGCUGUGCUGGUCUCCAGGCCCAUCCGUCAGGUCAUGUAUGCUCUGCUGCUGGGAAUCCGAUGCCCACGGGGGGUCGAGGAGAGGGACCGGGUUGGCCUUGAGCUCAAGGUCACCUCCGUCCAACCAGCCUUCAGAGGAGUCAAACCACAGCUGAACCUCAAUUCCCUCCACAAGGCAGAGUCCUCUCAGUGUCUCCAGGUUUUACUGGAGACCCUGGGCGUCCCUCAGGACUGUCUGGGCAGACUGCCGUCUGACCUGCGCCUCCAAGUGGCCGCCACAUGCUAUUGGCUGAAGAAGGCCACGCCCCCACCUGACCUGAGGGUGCUGAAGGCUCUGCUGCUGUGGUGGAGCAACGAAGACUCAACGAGACAACGAAUAGCUGCUCAGAAUCAACACUAUAAUCAUAAAUUGGACAUGGACGUGUCUCACUCAUUGAACCAGUGGCAGGCCUGUCUGAAGGACAGCCUCCGCCUGAACCAGCUGCUGGGACGGCCUUUACCUGAACCACAGACCUCCAGGUUAUACGAGGGGACCAUAGUUCAUCACAUCAUCUGGAGGAUGAAGUCUGGAUUAAAACUGAAAAAACUUGAUCCUCCCAGUGUGAGGCGCUACCGCUCCCUGCUGGCUGCCACACGUCGGUUUUCUAUUCCUGAACCAGCAACUCCCUCAGAUACCCAGCAAAAGGCGACAGCAUCUCCACAGCAACAGAAACAGCAACAGCCUCUGACUGACCUGACAACCAGCUUGAAGCAGCUCUUCCUCCUUUACGAUGAUGAUGAUGAGGAGGUUGAGACAGAAGCACACAGUGGCAUCAGAGGAGAGCGAGACGCACUUCUAGACGACUUAGUAUCGGUCAGAACUCGCUAUAAAACGAAAGAGAGAAACAAACACUGUAACAGCACAGAACUGGUCCACAAACAAUGCAAGGGUAUCUUGUAGGGAGCAUCCAGGAGGAGUCCAGGAGGAGUCCAGGAGGAGUCCAGGAGGAGUCCAGCUCCAGUCAGAAGUCUGGGCCUGGGGUCUCAUAAGAGUUAACAAUUACUCAUUUUAUGUCACUAUGGAAAAAUUGCAAUAUACAAUCAUGUCAAAGUUCAAGUCAAAUCAAAGUUAAUUUCUAUAGCACUUUACAACAACAUAACGAAGCCCAAAGUGCUUUACAUCUAAAAGCAUGAUUAAAUUAUAACAUUAAAAAAACAGGUUAAUCAAGUACCAUAAAUAUGCAUAAAACAAUAAGACACAACACACAUUGAUAAAAGAGACCACAGAUUCAAACCUAGUAGUGUCUCAGUGCUAAGGGCUGUCAGGACAGUUUACAAAGUAAGGCCAAAACCUUAUAGUAUUAUCCAAAGAAAAACCCAGUAUAUCCAACAAGAGCAAGUACCUGGAGACAGCAGGGAGGAGAAAGGCCUGUCCAUCACAUUUGUCUAGUCUGAAGGUUAUUUACCUCAAAGUACUGGGAUGAGUGGAAAGAGGAGAGAAAAAAACAGAGGAAAAGCAUCAAACAACGUCGUGAAACACAGUAAAAACAGUUUAAUGAUAAACAGACCCUGAGCAGAAGAAGAGCCAUUUAUCAGCACCAAACACUGGAACUCAAAUAUAAAUAGAUUUAAUAAUAACAGAAAUAUAAACAGACUUUGCUGAUUUUGACAGGCGCUUAUAAAGGUGUUAAGCCUUGGUGACACAAACUAGAGACGGACUGAUUAAUCAAUUAGGAUGAGUUUACACAACAAAUAGUAUGUUUUAAGCAUCAGUACUGGCAAAAGUUGGCACCAGUAGGAUUCUUUACCAUUAGGAGAUAUGUUUUCUCUGAACAUAGUUAUUGCGUUGAAACAUAACACACACAUGACAGUAUCUAUCAGUAGGAUCAGUUUCUGAGCGAUCUAUGAGAUGACCUAGAACUCGGAACAUAUUUUUAUUUCAUUUUGAAUGAAAUAUUGCACAAUAUUUAAUGGUUGUUCCUGACCUCAGCUGUGGUAGUGAAACAAGAUCCACUGCACCACAAUUAUCUGAACAAUAACCGACGACAAAAACAUGAAUCUAUAAUGGAGGAAGUUUUAAGGGUCAGUGCAUUAUUGUAACACAUAUGUUUUAUAACAUGUGCACAGGUAUAUGUUUAUAUUUAUUUCCUCUCAGCAUUGUGGAAGUAUUGAAUGACUUUGAUGUGACUUAAGAUGAUGUCUGUAAUCUAAGGGUUUUAUCACUUUGACUAAGAUGUUCAGUUUAUCCUCUUUCUAAAGCUCAUUUGUAUCAGACAUGCAUAAUGAGUUUUCAGUGUCAAUAUUUUGGGGGUUGAUAUCAGCUGAUCAGUUACACAGUUUCAUCCAGCUGUUUAAUGGAGAUAAUUAUCACCAUUAUACUAAAUAACAGCUUCAAGCUAAAAAAAUUGUCAUCAUAUAAUAAUUGUGACAGACUGACCUUUAAUUAAUUUGUUGGAAUAAUUUGUCCAAACAUAUUUAUAACAUAAAAAUAUUUUUGUUUUCUCCACAUUUUAACUUGACAUAGUGUUAAAUGCACAAUUUGUCUUUGUCUCAGAGUCUUUAUGGAUUGUAAAUGUAUAGAUAUGACCCUCAUUUUAUUUAACUUGUUAAAUUGUUUAUCCUCUGUAUGUUCUUUGUGUGUUUAUUAAUUGCUUAUCAUUUAACUUAAAUUGUGAUGCCUUAUAUUGUAAAUUUGUAUCGGUGCAAAAUGUUGGGAAUGGAUUUUGUUUGUUCAAAUGUUGCUUUUUGGGUAUUUUAUGAUUAAGAUAAGUAAAUAGAUUUUUGUAUGACCUAAAAAAAAUAAA
Messenger RNA from Sphaeramia orbicularis (orbiculate cardinalfish), 3884 nucleotides. Its product is annotated as protein asteroid homolog 1-like. Gene Ontology annotation, molecular function: nuclease activity. The coding region runs from base 32 to 2041 and encodes 669 amino acids. The record is from RefSeq and is a predicted model, not a curated record. Lineage: Eukaryota; Metazoa; Chordata; Actinopteri; Kurtiformes; Apogonidae. The transcript has 6 exons.